Molecule: messenger RNA, 1190 nt
Organism: Pieris rapae (cabbage white)
Lineage: Eukaryota; Metazoa; Arthropoda; Insecta; Lepidoptera; Pieridae
Product: neuropeptides capa receptor-like
Exons: 7
Coding region: 1-1143 (380 amino acids)
Biological process (GO): neuropeptide signaling pathway
Cellular component (GO): plasma membrane
Molecular function (GO): neuropeptide receptor activity
Source: RefSeq, a predicted model, not a curated record
AUGUCAUCGAUACGAUUGGUUGCAGCUUAUAAUUAUGGUCAAAAUUCAAGGCAAGAGAUUUACUGGUGUAAGAAAGAAUUGGCUGCGGAAAGUUCGGGUGGACCGGAAUCACAUACGCCGACUAACCGAUUCAACUGGCAUAUGAUGGGUCUACCAAACGAUCUUACAGUCUACUGGCAUCAGUAUCCGUAUAGCCUGGGAAUUGUGUUCUGCAAGUUACGAGCAUUGAUUUCAGAAGCAGCAACAUACGUCUCUGUACUGACUAUAUCUGCGUUCACCCUGGAGCGGUAUUUGGCAAUAUGUCAUCCCCUACAUUUGUAUGCUAUGGCUGGGUUGACGAGAGCAUCGCGGAUUAUUCUGGCCCUUUGGGUCGUGGCCUUUGUCUGUGCUUCACCCUUCGCUGUGUAUUCAGACAUCAGUUACAGGGAUUAUCCACCUAAUUCCGGCAACGCUUCAUUGGAUUCAGCCUUCUGUGCUCUAAUGGCGUCUUCCCCACUGUUGGAAUUGAGCAGUAUAUUUUUCUUUUUCCUGCCGGCCAUCUUUAUUCUCUGCUUAUACGUGACUAUGGGUUGUCAUUUCAGAUCAACACGCAUCAAUAAGAAAACGAAAGGAAUUCUUCAAGGCCAAAUUCACGGAGAGACUCGACAAGCGAAGUCAAGAAAAGCUAUUAUCAGAAUGUUAGUGGCAGUGGUUAUAGCAUUCUUCGUUUGCUGGUGUCCAUUUCACAUACAACGCCUCUUCUAUAUAUACGGUAAUAACUUAGCUCAGUUCCACGUAAUCAAUGAACACCUCUUCAACGUCGCAGGCGCAUUGUAUUACGUAUCCGCCACUGUCAAUCCGAUACUCUAUAAUGUUAUGAGCGCAAGAUACCGUCUGGCAUUCAAAGAGACACUUUUUUGCCGCAAGGUAUCCCGAAGAGGUUCGGGUUUCAAUCAAUCUAGAAGAGAGACAACAAUGUCUAGUCUUACAAAGGUAAAAGCAAGCUUUUGUCGAGACACUCGUCAUGGUAAGAUUGAUUUCGAGAAGAACGACCAUGGACCAUUCUGUAUUGAGACAAAAGUCGACGAAGAAGUGAUAUUUUGUUAUCCCAAUGAUAAUAAACCGAUGCCAAAUGGCGAUCUUGACCCUAUAGAUCAUAAUUAAAUCUUAUUUUUUCACGAAGGAAUCAUAAAGAUUUCUCUGUUGUGUAA